Molecule: messenger RNA, 794 nt
Organism: Thermothelomyces thermophilus ATCC 42464
Lineage: Eukaryota; Fungi; Ascomycota; Sordariomycetes; Sordariales; Chaetomiaceae
Exons: 1
Coding region: 107-376 (89 amino acids)
Source: RefSeq, a predicted model, not a curated record
GAUAGAUUGGCGGAUUCCGCAAUAUUCUACUAUAUAGUAUUACUACGUGGCCUCACGCUGCUCUUCAAAUCGUCUCUUAAGCGCCGCGUUGCUCUCGUUAACCUCAAUGCCUGCAACCAAGUACAAUCCCUACAUUGGUAAGGAAGAGAGCCCGAGUCACGCCGGCGACAACUCUACAGCGUUGCGCACAGUUACCGACGACUUGCAAGAGUCCGCCGGUAUGUUUUUUUUUCGAGCUACCUUACGAUGCGUGGUCUCGACUGUAUGUAUGUACAUACAACAAAUACACCGCACAGGAACAUUCGGGAGUGCGGCCUGCAUGGUGUUGAUCUAUUUGUGCGGCCGGAUUGUAACGUCUUUUGGGAUCGCUUGGUAACACCGAGACGCUUGUAAGCUCGACUCUCAAGUCCCGACAAUGGGCCUGUCGGUGAUGGAAGCUUUGUGGAUGCGAGGCCGUUGCCAAGCUAGUCGAUUAUCGGCGUUCCAUCUUGGCAAAGGCUUGUCUUUCGCGGGGAAGCAAGCUCAGGUUGGCAACAAGGAUCAGCUAGACCUGAACUCAUCAGAGUCUUCAAACUCAGUCGACGGUUGCGUCGAUGAGUAGUAGUGAGAGACUGAAACUGCAAAGUGCAGCCAUCAUCCGCUUUCUCAUUGCUCUUCAUGGGCCGUAAAGCGUGCGAGCAGUUGCAUGGCACGCAGCCUCGACGUUGAUAAGAGCAGAAACAGAGUGCUGUUUCCAGUACCCACAAAAAUAAUUAAGGGAAAAAAAAAGAACAAACCACCGAGUAAUUUUGGUU